GGCGAUACCUUCGGCAGGCAGAGCAGUGGUGGCCGCGAUCGGGCUUGAUGAGGCAGCAGUCCUCGCAGUAUCGCACGCAGCCAUCGGCACCGAAGGCGGUCACAGCGUCUAUCCCGCCCGUGCCAGCGCGAUAUUACGUGAACGCAGUGAACCGCAGGAUGAUAGAGGAGAGCAAGACGUACGAGGAGAAAAAAGAACUGCUCGAGGCACUGGGCGCCAACAGAGGCAUCCUGACGCGCGCUGCUGACGGAAGCGUGCGCUACUGCGAACAGUGUGGACUCGUCAAGCCUGACCGCAGCCACCACUGCUCUUGCUGCCGGAGGUGCAUCUUGAAGAUGGAUCACCACUGUCCCUGGCUUAACAACUGCGUGGGCUUCAACACCUACAAGUACUUCCUGCUCACGCUGUUCUACGUGGUGGUGCUGGCGUCGUACACGUUCGUCACCGUCUCGUCGUACGCCUUGGACGCUUCGAGCGCGCUGGGAAUGUCCACGGGCGUCCUGGUUCACACCGGUUUCCUGUUGUUGGCCGGCACCGCGCUCACGGUUCUCAUAGGCGGCUUCUUCGGCGUCCACGUGCGCAUCCUGUGCCGUAACGAGACCACGCUGGAGACCAUGCGCCCUUUCAUCUUCGUCGAGUCGCUCGACUCGUUCGACCUCGGCGUUCGCAAAAACAUUGCCGAGGUAACAAAGUUGAAUGAAGGGCGAAGCGUUAGAACAACAAGUUAUGAAAUUCAGGCAUAUAAGUAUGUGUUGCUAAGAAUACUGCUGAACAGUUGCCGUAGCCUGUAGAAUUGAGUUAAGGGGUCUGUUUACAAGCCGCAACAGGAGGCAUGCGCUGCUUUAGUUGCGUCCUGUUCACAUUAACUUCGUAAUAUGUUCGAACGAUCUUCACAACACAUACUGACGUUGUCUGAAGCGUGUGCCGCUAUGAAAACAGGAAGGUAAGACUAUGAAGCGAAACACGACAAACCCUUUCUUAACGGUUCUUUCAUUCGUAAGCUUCCGCAAACCUUUCUUAGUUCUCAGUAACACUAUCGCACUAGCGUUUCGGUGAUGAGCUCAAUUCUCUGCGCCUUUAUUUUCUUGGUUACGACAAAUUACAGCUUUGCCACGUAUGCAUGAUUAUUGGUUAAAUCUCACUUGUCGGAAUAAAAAAAAAUCAGUAGCGACAUGA
Messenger RNA from Dermacentor silvarum, 1176 nucleotides. Its product is annotated as palmitoyltransferase ZDHHC2. Lineage: Eukaryota; Metazoa; Arthropoda; Arachnida; Ixodida; Ixodidae. The record is from RefSeq and is a predicted model, not a curated record. Gene Ontology annotation, biological process: synaptic vesicle maturation; protein targeting to membrane; peptidyl-L-cysteine S-palmitoylation. Bases 48 to 791 code for a protein of 247 amino acids. Gene Ontology annotation, cellular component: Golgi apparatus; endoplasmic reticulum. The transcript is spliced from 3 exons. Gene Ontology annotation, molecular function: protein-cysteine S-palmitoyltransferase activity.